Trichogramma pretiosum is the source of this 1541-nucleotide messenger RNA. RefSeq names its product probable anion transporter 6. NCBI's taxonomy places the organism in Eukaryota, Metazoa, Arthropoda, Insecta, Hymenoptera, Trichogrammatidae. The coding region runs from base 107 to 1516 and encodes 469 amino acids. The record is from RefSeq and is a predicted model, not a curated record. The transcript is spliced from 3 exons.
GGCGCUACUAUUACCUAUACACUAAAACAUUAACGAGCCGCAGAGCCGAGCGGACGGUCCCGGGUGCGGAGGAGUACGCGCGGCUGCGACAAAGAAUCAUAAGACAAUGGAUCAACGGGUGGUUUACCAAGUGAAAGAGGGCAAGCGCUUCUAUCACAAUUCGCCGGCGCUCCAGCUCGGUCUCAUCACCAUCGCCGUCUGGUACUUCUAUCACACGACCAACUUUCACUAUGGCCUGCUGUUCACGGGCUCGCAGAGCAACGACACCCAGGUGGUCAAGAACGAGGCGCACAACUUCUAUCACUACUCGGCGACCUACGUGCUGGCGCUGCCGAUCGCCGCCGCGCUGGCCACCACCUACCAGUCGGCCAAGUCCAUGCUGAACUUCGCGAUGGGCUGCAACGUACUCAUGCAUCUCGCCUGGAUCGUGUGCGACGCCAAGGAGCUCGACGAGAAGUUCCCCGCCGAUCGGGCCUACUUCUGGCGGGCGCUGUGGCACACGCUCUUCGGCGUGUUCACGGCCCCGGUGCUGCCCUGCGUCUAUCAGCUGCUGGGGCGCUCGGUGCCCCAGAAUUAUCGCGCCAGCGUGGGCUCGCUGGUUCUGAACGUACGCUGGCUGGGUAUGCUCACGGCCUUCUUCGUCGUCUUCAUGGACGAGACCGUGGGGCCGGCCUACAGCGUGUACGCCUACAACGGCAUCUACGGCUUCGUCGCGGCCUGGCUGGCGCUGUACUGGCUGCUCGGUGCCGACUACGAGGUCGAGAUCGUCGAGCCCCGCAGCCAGCCCCUGACGACGAUGGGCCCGCGUGUGCCGUGGCGCGCCAUGCUCACCUCGACGCCCGUCAUCGCCCUCAUCAUGUCGCACUCGGCCUACUACUUCACCCACAUGCUCGGCCUGCACUCCAAGGAGCUCAUAGUGCUGGGCACGGGCCAGGGUACGGGCAGCUCGAGGCCCACCGUGACCGUGCUCUGGUCGCUGCUCAUCGGCACCAGCUCGGGCGCCCUGUCCGACGUCCUCGUCGAGCUCGGCUUCCUCACGACGUCGCGGGCGCGCAAGCUGUUCAAUUUCGUGGGCACGUGCGUGCCCAUGGCCGUCGCCGGCAUCUACUUCAAGAUCAUGCAGUACCAGGGCGAGACGUCUUACGACGCGAGCUGGCAGUAUCUGUCGGUGAUCGUCGCGGCCCUGUCGAGCCUGCAGACCAGCGGCUUCCUCAUCAAUCACAUGGAUCUGAGCCCGUACUUCGCGGGCGUUCUCAUAGCCGUGACCGAGGCCGCCAAUCACAUCAUGACCGUGUUCACGAUAAUCGCGAUGUCUCACUGGGACGUCAACGUUUUCAAAGAUUACAUCAGUUUAUGGCUGAACGACGAAGGACUAUUGAAUUGGAUUUUCCUUGGACUUUUCUGUUUCUGGAGCAGUGCCAUAUUCAUGUUUUUCGGCCAAACGAGCAUACAGAAGUGGAGUCCCGUUCCAAUGUCGUUUUAUCGCAAUAUCAAUAAAUUAAGAACGGAUUUGUAAAUAAAUAAAAUCAUGGUCUCUUGAC